GACAACUACAGGAGCCAGAGGCCUGAGACCUCGCCGAGUCUUGCACGUUUAGUAUAUAAGUUAUUUUAUAUUCCGCGUCGCGGCCAGCUCCCGAAACCCUCCUCUCGUUUCUUUCUUGCCUCCCACGCCGCCGCCGCCAUGGCCGAUCCGAGGCUGUUCCCGUCGGGAUCCGACGACCGCCGGGAUGCCUCCGGCCGCCGCCUCUACAACCCGUACCAGGACCUCAAUAUCCCCUACAAGCAGCUCUACGACCUGCCCACCUCCCCGGAGUUCCUCUUCCAGGAGGAGUCCAUCGCGCAGCGCCGCUCCUGGGGCGAGAAUCUCACCUACUACACCGGCAUCGGCUAUCUCGGUGGCGCCGUGGCCGGGGCCGCGCUCGGCCUCCGCGAGGCCGCCCGGGGCGCUGAGCCCGGGGAGCCCGCCAAGAUCCGGGCCAACCGCGUCCUCAACUCCUGUGGCAGCUCGGGCCGCCGCCUAGGCAACACGCUCGGGGUCAUCGGCCUGAUGUACGCCGGGAUCGAGAGCGCCAUGGUCGCGGCCCGCGACCGCGACGACUGGAUCAACAGCGUCACCGCGGGCCUCGGCACGGGCGCGCUCUUCCGCGCCGCCAAUGGGCCGCGGUCAGCCGUCGUUGCGGGGGCCGUCGGAGGGGUCCUCGCCGGCACCACCGCGGCCGCCAAGCAGGUCAGCAAGAGAUACGUGCCCGCCUUCUGAUGCGUCCGUACGGUACUAUCUGUGCUGUGAUCAAACGAUCCAAUCAAUUCGUCGCCGAGGAUGUCAUUUAUUCGUUUCGUUUCUUGUCCUCCUGGUUAAUUAUUUGUAUUUCGGAAGAGUCAUGUUCUUCUCGACAUUCCUAUAUAUCGAGUCGUAUGCUUUAUAUGCAAACGAUCUGAUCAGAUCAGAA
Messenger RNA from Phragmites australis (common reed), 904 nucleotides. Its product is annotated as mitochondrial import inner membrane translocase subunit TIM23-2-like. The record is from RefSeq and is a predicted model, not a curated record. The coding region runs from base 139 to 714 and encodes 191 amino acids. Gene Ontology annotation, cellular component: TIM23 mitochondrial import inner membrane translocase complex; mitochondrial inner membrane. Gene Ontology annotation, biological process: protein import into mitochondrial matrix. The transcript has a single exon. Gene Ontology annotation, molecular function: transmembrane protein transporter activity. NCBI's taxonomy places the organism in Eukaryota, Viridiplantae, Streptophyta, Magnoliopsida, Poales, Poaceae.